GCGCGGCAUAAAACCAAACGCUUCUAACUUCCAACCAACUUUCUCAGUCUCUCUCCCAUCUCUCUGCAAACUUCGGCAUUUCAAUGGCGGCCUUAACCCGCCUAUCAAAGCCCUCGUUCACAUCACUUUCCUCCGUCUCACGCAUAAGCCGGUGCUUGUACUCGGGCAUAGCACCGGAGCCCAGCUCUCAUGGCGCUUCGCCAUAUAGCCCACGAUUGGGGCCCAAGCCCAACCUCUCGGUCAAGGACCCCAAGGAUCGAAACAUACAGUGGGUCUUCUUGGGCUCACCGGGCGUGGGCAAAGGCACGUACGCCAGCCGCCUGUCUAAUCUCCUCGGCGUUCCUCACAUCGCCACUGGAGAUCUCGUCCGCGAAGAGCUCGCAGCCUCUGGGCCUCUCUCUAAAGAGUUAUCGGAGAUUGUGAACCAGGGGAAGUUGGUUUCUGAUGAGAUUAUAAUAAGCUUGUUGUCGAAGAGAUUGGAGGCUGGGGGAGCUAAAGGGGAACUGGGUUUUAUUCUUGAUGGGUUUCCUCGAACCAUAAGACAAGCGGAAAUAUUGGAAGGGGUUACAGAGAUUGACCUGGUGCUCAAUCUGAAGCUCCGGGAAGAUGUGUUGGUUGAGAAAUGCCUUGGGAGGAGAAUGUGUAGUCAGUGUGGGGGAAAUUUCAAUGUGGCCUCCAUUAAUGUUAAGGACUCGAAUGGGAGUCCUGCAAUUAGCAUGGCUCCGCUUCUUCCACCUCCACAUUGUAUGUCAAAGCUUGUUACUCGAGCCGAUGAUACUGAAGAAGUAGUUAAACAUCGGAUUCAUGUAUACAAUGAGAAGAGUCGGCCUGUAGAAGAAUUCUACCGUAGUCGAGGAAAACUGUUGGAGUUUGAUUUGCCAGGAGGGAUCCCAGAGUCUUGGCCAAAGUUGCUUGAAGUUCUUAAUCUUGAUGAAUACAAGGAGAAGCAGUCUGCUGCAGCAUGAUUUGUUGCAUUGCUCCUUUAAAGGUGAAUAUGUGAUUCUCUAGACGCGUAAGGUGCGAGCUAGGGUCUAUGGACACUUUCAAUUUUUUGGUCUGUUGUUUUCUCGUGGAGAGAAUUCAGUUAUAUUGCAUUUGAAGAGAGUCGUUCCACUAGUAUUGUUUGGUUUAGGGAUGAUUUAUUUACUAACAAUUUUGUGGCAGCAAUAAGCUUCAGGAGAAGAGGCUAGAUAAUGAUACUGUAUUGUAUUGUUGUAACUUAUGAUUGAUUAAUAUAGCAAAUUGCGUCUUGUGGGGCACAAUAAAUGAGGGAAUUUUUUUAUGGCCCUCAACUUAAACUUGUUCCUAUUAUUUCUUUUCAUGUUUGCCCCCUGCGACUUUAUAAAUUUAUUUCAGAUGAGUUUGGUAUAAGAUGAGGCAAUCAUGCUAAGAUAUGUUAUGAAUAUGAUACAGGUCCAUUAUGGCAGGGUCUUUGGUUGUUAUAUAGUUUUGUUCUUCUACCUAUUCUUUUCCAGAUCCCUCGUGCAGCUGGCCGAGUUGAUUGGCUCAAGUACUGCCAAUCAGCAAGUUAUCAGCUGCAGAUAUUGAAUUUCAGCACAAUACCAGCUCUUGACUGCAGAAGUUUGAGCGGUGCAAGAUAGAAUGUGCUGUACAUUGUACCAAAGUAGUUCCUUUUAAACUUGAUGCGCAAUUAGGUUAUAGUGAUUUUGUUGUAAAUCAAUGUGGUUUCAUGAUUGUGCGUGCGUUCCCCCGUGUGUUUUGAACGGUACAGUCGUUUGGUGAUACUUUGUCGCUUUCACCGACAGCAGAAACCUUGAAAGAAAGAAAGAAGAAGAAAAAUUGUAGAGAAGAUUCAUGUUUAA
Prunus persica (peach) is the source of this 1823-nucleotide messenger RNA. RefSeq names its product adenylate kinase 1, chloroplastic. The transcript is spliced from 4 exons. The coding region runs from base 84 to 965 and encodes 293 amino acids. The record is from RefSeq and is a predicted model, not a curated record. Lineage: Eukaryota; Viridiplantae; Streptophyta; Magnoliopsida; Rosales; Rosaceae. Gene Ontology annotation, cellular component: mitochondrion; cytoplasm. Gene Ontology annotation, molecular function: AMP kinase activity; ATP binding. Gene Ontology annotation, biological process: nucleobase-containing compound metabolic process.